Messenger RNA from Morchella importuna, 579 nucleotides. RefSeq lists its product as uncharacterized. The record is from RefSeq and is a predicted model, not a curated record. NCBI's taxonomy places the organism in Eukaryota, Fungi, Ascomycota, Pezizomycetes, Pezizales, Morchellaceae. The transcript is spliced from 7 exons. Bases 1 to 579 code for a protein of 192 amino acids.
AUGAGAAUUAAAGUGAAGGAGAGACUGGAGCGACGUUCACGUUCAGCUUGGUGUCAGCGCAAAACAGCGGCGGUUACACAAGAGAAGAGAGUGAAAGAGAAAAUGUGGAAAGAAACACAGCCAAAGAGGGAAGCAAGACAGACAGGCAAGCAGGACACGAAGCAGUAUGGGAAUCGGGCAGAGUUUUCUUUUGGGAAGUUGGGGAAAUAUCCACAAAAGUCUCUCAAACGUGAAAAGCAGAGUGACUUACAUACGACUUCUCUACUUGCUGCUGCCCAGCCAAAAAUAACACCCGACACCAGGAUCGUUGACAACGACAAACCCGAACCACUUGACCGUCUGAGAUACAAUAUAUCUCCGAGGCACACUUCACUUGACUUCUAUCUGUUGCGUCUGGAGAGUCUAGUAUUUAACGGCAGGUUGCAAACUUCAAGAGAAUGUGGAGAGCUACGUGACCGGAUUCCUACGUUACUGCACUUGAGGGUUUCUUGCAAGGUCAAUUUUAAGGUGAAUCAAGAAAGGUGCGAAAACAAGACGAGAUGGAACACGCCGGCGGGACAAAUGGGGUUGAGCCACUAG